UUCCCAUCAGCUGUAGCACCGCAAGCAAAUUACCCUUGCUGACCGUGCUGACCGUGCAGUGCCUCGGGAAUUACAAUAUCGUAGCCCAGCAAUCAGGCGUAGAACACCAGCUCCAGUCGCUUGGAGUGAUGGAAAAGCCAGGAAGCAACGAGGGGUCUGGAAUUUACAUGUGCGAUACAUCACUGUCCUGGAGACCUUUGGCUGGGUCGCCUCCUCUCGACGCCCUCCAGCUGUUCUGUUUGAACGCAGGAUGUGGCUAUGUCCCCGAGCCUACCCCAGGUAUGGCUGUGGACCGCCGGUGGUCGUGGGUGCGGCUCCUGUAUCGCAACGACCAACCCGCAUGCAGCCUCACCCUCGUCGCCAACCACGCAGCAAUCACCGCCGCACACUGCGUGACUAAGAACCCAGCUUCGCGUGAAAUCCCCGACAUAGAUGAAUUCACGAUUGAAAUGCCAGGAUACACAGUCAAGCCGAAAAACAUAUUCAUCCACCCGCAAUACGACCCGAAUUCCCGCUAUGCCCACGACAUCGCAGUUAUCACUUUCAGUACUCACUCAAGCAACAUUCUGCCGACGGUGUGCAUCGCGGACGAAGCGGUCAUACCUUCCAGGGAGAGGAAGCAAGUGAUCUUCGUGCUCGCUGAGAAUCGCCAGACCCCCGAGUGGCAUACCCGCUCCUCAAAAUGGAGUACGAACUGCCUGGGACUCUCCCCGUCGAGCACCUUCUGCCGAGACCAGCUGGAUUUGAAGGAGAGUCAGUUCUGCGCGCAGUAUGAGGGAAUCGGCAUCACCAGCGGUUCAUCGGGAGGACCUUACCUGGCGGAUAUCGGCACAGGAGUGGACGAGGUUUGGGUGAUGAUGGGCGUGCUUUCCACCGUCAACACCGGCCCCUCUUGUUCCCAGGGGCACCUCGUCUACAGCAACGUGGCGAAUAACGCGCAGUGGCUGAAGGAGUGCGUGUUUUACGACCGUUGCAAUACCUUCUUCUCAACUCUCGUUCAGGGUAGAUGAGACGCUUUUUCUCUACCUGUGCUGUAAUGUGCUGGCCGUUGUCUGAAUCGAAGCUUUGAUAUACAUACGAAUGUACACACGUAAACACACAUAAGAGUAAAGUAUUUAGGCUUAAGUAUUAGUAGCAACGCCUGUACACAGAACGUAUGAAGAAGGAAUGCCUUUUUACCAUUAUAUCAAUAAAAUGAAUACUGUUGAA
Molecule: messenger RNA, 1209 nt
Organism: Penaeus indicus
Lineage: Eukaryota; Metazoa; Arthropoda; Malacostraca; Decapoda; Penaeidae
Product: serine protease 44-like
Exons: 7
Coding region: 129-1010 (293 amino acids)
Biological process (GO): proteolysis
Molecular function (GO): serine-type endopeptidase activity
Source: RefSeq, a predicted model, not a curated record